Molecule: messenger RNA, 4802 nt
Organism: Bombus huntii
Lineage: Eukaryota; Metazoa; Arthropoda; Insecta; Hymenoptera; Apidae
Gene: Nadsyn
Product: glutamine-dependent NAD(+) synthetase
Exons: 12
Coding region: 714-2933 (739 amino acids)
Biological process (GO): NAD+ biosynthetic process
Cellular component (GO): cytoplasm
Molecular function (GO): NAD+ synthase (glutamine-hydrolyzing) activity; ATP binding; glutaminase activity
Source: RefSeq, a predicted model, not a curated record
UAUUAUGUAUGAGCCAGGAAGUUUAUUCAUACCUGCUGAUACUUAUACACAGAUUCGUAUGUACGGUUGUUAUCUACAAUUGCAUGCUGCACGUACCUCCAUCAGAUGGCAGCACCUCGUUAAAAACACCAACUGUUUUGACGAUAAUAGUUUAAUAAGUGAUUACAUUUUUUUAAAAGCCGCAUGAGUAUUAACGAGAAAAGAAUUGUACAGUGUUUCCUGAGCAGCAUCACGUUCUUCUGUGUUUAAUCUGUGUUAAAAACGAAGUUAUCAAUGAAAGCAUAACGUAUCAAAAAGCGUUACGGAAAAAGACUUUCAAAAACUGAUAUAUUUAUAAAGUUUUCCAUUGAAUGAAAUCCGAUAAUAAGAUAUAUUUCCUACAAGCUAUAUAUAGCUUUAAAAGCGAUGAAUUGUUCCAAUGGAAAUAAAUAUUACAUUACGAAUGUUGAUAAUAUUUUGUGAGGUUAUGUUUUUGUUAAAUCGAACAUUUUUCAAUCUCUGGUAAAAAAAAAAAAAAAAAAAAAAAAAAAACACGUGGAAGAAACAGGAAUCCCGCGUAUGCCAUUUAAAUAAUGUGCGACUAAUAUCGUAUUUAAAUACAGUCUUAAACAAUCGUCGCUUUUUUCCUAUUUGGAUCAACGGAAAAUCGUGAAUAGUCCCUGUUAAUCAUCGCUUUGUUUGAAAUUUUGGAAGAAAAGAAGAAUUUUUUAAAGAUGGGUCGUACAGUGACGGUAGCAGUUUGUUCGCUGAAUCAGUGGGCACUGGAUUUCGAUGGGAAUUCCAGAAGAAUCUUGCAAAGUAUUCAAGAGGCUAAAGAUGCUGGCGCUACUUAUAGAAGCGGACCAGAGCUAGAAAUUUCUGGUUACAGUUGCGAGGAUCAUUUCUACGAGUCAGAUACAUUACUUCACAGCUGGGAAGUACUCGCAACGAUUCUUAAAUCACCGGCUGCCGAGGACAUGCUGGUAGAUGUUGGUAUGCCGGUCAUGCACAAGAAUGUGACGUACAACUGUAGAGUGGCAUUCCUGAAUCGACGAAUUCUGCUUAUCAGACCCAAGAUGCAAUUGUGCGAGGAUGGCAAUUAUAGAGAAUCCAGGUGGUUCUCGCCGUGGACCAAGGAACGCACGGUGGAGGACUACUUUCUGCCUAGAAUGAUAUCUCAGAUCACUAACCAGACAGUGGUGCCGUUUGGCGAUGCUGUUAUUUCAACCAGGGACACGUGCGUAGGUUUCGAAAUUUGCGAAGAACUCUGGAGUCCAAUGAGCAAUCAUAUUCCAAUGUGCUUGGAUGGUGUUGAAAUUAUCGCAAAUGGUAGUGGAUCAUAUUUCGAACUACGGAAAGCUUAUGUCACCGUAGACUUAGUUAAGUCGGCUACGUUCAAAUCAGGUGGAUGUUACAUGUUCAGUAACUUGAGAGGAUGUGAUGGUUCUAGAUUAUACUUCAGUGGUGGAUCCUCUAUUACUUUGAAUGGUCAAAUCUUGAAUCGUGGUAAACAGUUUGCAUUGGAUGAAGUGGAAGUCAUUGUGGCAACCUUUGAUCUCGAGGAUAUAAGGAGUUAUAGAAAUAACAUUAGGUCAAGGUCUCAUCUAGCUGCUAGACAACCAAGCUAUCCACGCAUAAAGGUGGAUUUUGCUCUAACUUCCGAUAUUUUGAUUUCAAUUCCUCCAGAUCGACCGAUCGAUGUGGACUUAGGUCCUUAUGAAGAUGAAAACGCAACAGGAAAACUUGUUUAUCAUGUACCAGAUGAAGAAAUUUCGUUGGCCCCUGCAUGCUGGCUCUGGGACUAUCUAAGGCGUUCUUGCCAAGGUGGAUUUUUCUUACCCUUAAGUGGUGGUGUCGAUUCUGCGUCAUCAGCGUGCAUGGUUUAUUCCAUGUGUGAUAUGAUCGUGGAUUCGGUUAACAAAGGAGACGCACAAGUAUUGUCAGACAUCAGGAAAAUAGUCGGAGACUGUGAAUAUGUACCGACUGAUCCAAAACAGCUGUGCAACACCCUUCUUGUCACAUGCUAUAUGGGUACUGAAAAUUCAUCGGCCGAAACAAAGGCGCGAGCAGCUGAACUCGCUAAUCAGAUUGGCUCUUAUCAUCACAGUAUAGUAAUCGAUGUUGCUGUGUCUGCCAUUCUAACGAUUUUCCAACAAGUUACUAAGCUGACACCGAGAUUUAAGGUGCAAGGAGGGUCUCCUAGAGAAAAUUUAGCUCUGCAGAAUAUCCAGGCACGCUUGAGAAUGGUGAUAGCUUAUCUGUUUGCCCAAUUGAUGCUCUGGGUCAGAGGACGACCGGGUGGUCUUCUGGUAUUAGGGAGCAGUAACGUUGAUGAAGCGCUUCGUGGGUAUUUUACCAAAUAUGAUUGCAGCAGUGCCGAUAUCAAUCCUAUCGGUGGAAUUGCAAAAAACGACUUAAAGUCAUUCCUUUCUUACUUUAGGAGAAAACAUGGAAUAACUGCUUUAGAUAAAAUCUUAGACGCUCCUGCUACCGCGGAAUUGGAACCUCUUCAAGGAGGACAGCUUGCGCAGCUUGAUGAGAUUGAUAUGGGUAUGACGUACAAGGAGCUUGGUAUUUUUGGACGUUUAAGAAAACAGGAUUGUGCAGGUCCCUUCACAAUGUUCUGCAGACUCGUCCACAUGUGGGAUAAAUGUACCUCAAAAGAAGUGGCAGAUAAAGUGAAACACUUUUAUAGAUGUUAUGCUAUAAAUCGUCAUAAAAUGACUAUCUUGACACCAUCUUGUCACGCCGAGACUUAUAGUCCCGACGACAAUAGAUUCGAUCAUCGACCUUUCUUGUACAAUCAUACAUGGAAAUGGCAGUUUAACGCAAUCGACGAACAGGUGAAAGGUCUUCUCAACGAGGAGAAAUCACCAAGAGGUCGAAAGGACGUGCCGAAAGUACCUGCGAAGCCCAGAUUCAUGCCGUUCAGCUCCGUAAUCAGUAGUGAGUAAAUAAAAAAAAAAAAAAAGACAAGUGUACGAUAUCGCUGAUGAAGCUCGAGUCGUGGAGGGGACGAAAGCACCGUGAAAUCGUUUCUACGUGAUCGAUUUCCUUGCUUGUUUACCGAGCUAAACAGCGUUAAUCGACGAAUAAACACCGAUCUCGCAGAGUCGAAGUCGAGCAGGCCGCCGACAAACGACCAUCCAGUAAUUUUGACCCACCGUGCGCAUACUCGUUCGUUGCAUCUCUACCGAGGAAUCAUCACACACCGGCAUCAUUCUCUGUUGCAGAUAAAACACAUCCUGGAGUAGUAGUUUAACCGUAGCAGUAUCUCUGUCUCUUAUCAUUUUGAUAUUGCAGCCUUGCGAGCGCAUCGAAACGCAAGUUUGGUAGCUGACCAUUUAUGCGUCCGACCAGUUCCUUGUAUCAUCGGCACUGUUUCUUCCGUUAGAGAUUCCUCCACGAAGAAUCUUUGGCUACGCUUUGCUAUAAAGAGAUUGGUGAACGGAAGGAUUGCAUGAAUCCUAGAUUGUAUUAUAUUAAUGCAACUAAUGAGCAGAAAUACAAAUAUUAAAGAUAUGCAAAUUCCACAUAUAUACAUAUAUUUAUAUAAAUUGUGUGUAAUUAGUUCUUAAUACCUAUGAUCAUCCUCUUCAGACGUUUCAUAUAUAAGGUAUUAAAAAUAAACAUAAUUGCAGAAAUAAAUCGACACGUGUGCAUAUAAUAUUACUUUUAUUAUUUCUUCUAUUUCUACAUACACAGACAGCGCGUAUUCACAAUUCGUUAAAUUUAGCAUCAAUGAAUGACGACAGGGUUGAGAGCCUAGAUCAGUGUCUAUGUGUGAUGUAAAACAUCAUAAUGUAUUAUUAGUAUUGCUUGACACUUUAAGAUUUCAAAUUCUCGAAGAUUCGUCAUACACAGUAUAUUGAACAGUCGUGCGAAACACACUCAUUUCUAUCUUUCACGCAUACGAUAGUCAUUUGACACUCAUUCAAAAAUUCGAACGUACAUGGCGCGCGUUAUUAAUAGCAUGUGAUAACGUUGAUAUAUAUAUAUUUUUCUAAUUUAUAUAUCUAUCUAUCUGCAUAUCUAUAUUUUGUAUAGAUAUAUAGGUAUAUAGAUAAUGCAUAUACAGAUAUAUAUUUAUAUAUUUCUAAAUUAUUAAUAAAGUCAAUAUAUAAUCAGAAUUAUUAAUUGAGGAGAAAUAGCGAUAUUAAUAAUAACAUAACAUUAAACAGUUGGAAAAUAUAAUAUUGCAAUAAUACUAGAAGAGGGAAAGGUGAUAGAGUGUCCUGACGCGUCUUGAAAGGUCAAGAUAAAUAACUAUUGGUGAAUAUUGGUGCAAAUGAUAGUGGAUAUAAAAUGGAGAUUUGUAUUAAUAAUGAUAGUAGCAAUAUCUUAAUGCUAGUUUUGAACAAUACUGGAUGUAAAUUAAAUAAUCAUAAUAGAAAUAAUAAUAUUUAUUAAUACUUAUAUAAUAAUAAUUAUAUAAUAAUAUUAUAUUAAAAUUAAAAUACAAUAAUAUUAGAAAUAAAAUAGUAUUAGUUAUAAUUAAUAGACUACCACGAGAAGUACUAUAAUUCCCGAGUAUUGUCAAGAUAUAAUAUAGCGAAAAAUAGUAUACAUUAUCGAUACAAAAAAAAAAAAAGGUACCAAAUAAUCAAAGGUUUAAGACUGUUUCCGUUUCGUGCAACCUAAUUAAUAUUUGCUAUAUACAAUAGUUGCGCUAUUUGUCCGCACGAUAUACUAUAAAAUGAUAAACAAUGUUGAAAAUACUCUAAUAAUUAUCUGCAUGUGAACACUAUUUACACUUUGUGAAUUUGCUGGAAACUUAUCUGUAUUCGGAGGAAAAUAUCACAACUUAAAUGUACGUUUCGAAA